UACGAUAUUAGGCUUGCAUUCUCGACUCAGUCGUAGUGUACAAGUCUGCGAUGUAAAUUCCUCGAAAAGCCCCGAAUAUAUUGGCCGUAUUCGGUACUCCGCAUGUGCGCAGCGACUCGACUCGACCAAUAUAGGUGCACAAGAACUAGCUAUGGAACGAGAGCUCAGUGACCUCGCACACGUCAAACUUGGCCAUCUCCCGAGUGCCUUCGCACGUCGCCGCCUCUCUCGACAUGUCAACCCGACAACUCGCCGCUUCACCCAACCAGGCAACUCCUCGACGCGCCUAGAAACAAGUAAGUUGCUCGCAUGUGCCAGCUCGGCUAAGCAGGGCGUACCAAGCUCUGUGCAAUGCCCACCGUACAGUGCAACUUCCGCCCAACGCACACGCCCACCAGUCUCAGCUUCCGAAUCGACUACGACACCCGGACAUGCGACCGCGACAUGGAACUCACAGACGGAUGGCCAGCGUACGUUGGGUUGAUAACGGUCGACCACGAGCAGUGGGAGGAACAAGAGAGUCGCACCAACGACCACGACACGUUCGUCAGCU
Messenger RNA from Fomitopsis serialis, 553 nucleotides. RefSeq lists its product as uncharacterized. The record is from RefSeq and is a predicted model, not a curated record. The transcript is spliced from 3 exons. Lineage: Eukaryota; Fungi; Basidiomycota; Agaricomycetes; Polyporales; Fomitopsidaceae. Bases 152 to 484 code for a protein of 110 amino acids.